GUAAUCAACUCGCGGGCUUAAUCCAAUCCAACCCCUGCACCUCGGCAACGCGCGCGCCAUUCCCCAUGGACGCGUGGGAGGCGGCGAGCGCGCGGGACGGCGGCGGCGGCUCCUCCUCCUCCAGCACCGGCGGCGCGCCGACGGCGGAGAUAUUCGAGGAUCAGGCGGCCGGGGAGGGGGACGGGGAGGGGGAGGGGGAGGGGGAGGGGAAGGUGUUCGUGGCGGUGCCGGAGCAGCACAAGAGCGGCAGGUCCCUCCUCGCGUGGGCGCUCCGGCACGUCGCGGCCGUGGCCGGCGCCGCCGUGGUUGUGGCCCACAUCCACACGCCGGCGCAGAUGAUCCCGAUGAGUACGUGCUCUCGCUCCGCUUCCUCGCUGCUCGCGGGACACCGUACCCUCGCCUUCGGACCGGGCUCGCGAGCUGAAGAACGCGUGGGGAGCAAGUUCCAUGCAAGUAAACUGAGACCAGAACAGGUCGGUGCUUACAGACAGUAUGAGAGGGAAAAGGUUGAGAAACACUUGGAUGAAUACAUUCACCAGUGCUCCAAAAUGAAGGUCAAAUGUGAGAAACUUGUGAUUGAAAAUAAUGAUGUGGCUAAAGGGAUCAUGGAGCUUGUUUCGCUGCACGGGGUGAGCAAACUCAUCAUGGGAGCAGCUGCUGACAAACACUACUCUAGGAAAAUGAAAAUGCCUAAGUCCAAGACGGCACUUGCUGUCCUUCAGAAAGCUGAUACUUCAUGCAAGAUUUGGUUUGUUUGCAAGGAACAUCUGAUAUGCACUAGGGAGGCUCGUGUUCCUGCAUCCUGCAAUGCAGCAACACCCCCGGCUACCAGAAGUUCACUGUCCACUUUAUCUGAGAGGGGUGGACAACCAAACGGAUAUGUAAGCAAUGCAAUUGAUGGCCACGUACAGAGGUCGAUGUCAGAAAAGGUUGUGCCUGCAUCUGUUAGAACAUCAUUGCGACUACCUUCCCAGUUAUCUGUGCGGACAACUUUUAGCAGGCGAAGCAUAGAGGAUAAAUCUGCCAAUUCCUGGGAUAGUGUUCAAAGCCGAAGUUUUCCAAGUUCGCACCAAGCAUCCUCUACCGUGACUGACGAGGGGUUCAGUGACUCCAGCUCAUUUUCAACACCUAGGCAUGAUGCAACUGAAUUCCUAUCCUGUGUACAUGCGGGGUGUGAUCUUCAAAAUUCAGCUUUACACCGUGAACAGGAUGCCAUGAAUUCAAAUAUUGACAUAUUUGAUAAACUUGAAGAAGUCUUCACUCAGGCUGAGAAGCAUCAGAAGCAAGCAUUUGACGAGUCCGUGAGGAUACAAAUAGCAGAGGAAGAACCCAUUUUGUUUCACCGAAAGGCAAAUAAUUUUGAGGAUACAUCUUUAAACGAGUCUAAGCAGAGGAAAGACGUCAAUGAAGCUCUAGUGAAGGCAAAUCGUGUCAUAGAAUCGAUGAAGCAAGAAAUGGAUGCACUUAAACAAGACAGAGAUGACAUCAUUGAUAAGCUUGUUAAGAUGAGUGAACAGAAGGCAACAUUAGAGCAACGAGUCGAUGAAUAUGGUGGCACUGUCAAGACUCUUGAGGAUAAGUUGGCAGCGAGUAAAUCCCUCAUUCAUUCACAGAAGUUGGAGUAUGAGAAACUGAAGCAUGAAAGGGAUAAUGCGCUUAAGGAUGUAGAUGAGCUGCAUAAAGAGAUAGGAAAAACAGUAUCGUGCCCAAGUUUGACAUGGAACGCUGAAUUCUCUUUGUCAGAGCUGCAGGUGGCAACACAGAAUUUCAGUGACACAAUGAAGAUCGGUGAAGGUGGAUUUGGGCGUGUAUACAGAGGUUCCCUGCGCAACACAACAGUGGCAAUUAAGAUGCUGCGCUCUCAUAACUUACAAGGGCAGUCGCAAUUUCGGCAAGAGGUCGUUGUUCUUAGUAGGGUCAGGCAUCCAAACCUUGUAAUGCUUAUGGGUUCUUGCUCAGAAGCUUCAGGUCUUGUGUACGAGUUCCUACCCAAUGGAAGCCUUGAAGACCGUCUAGCCUGUGAAAACAACACACCUCCACUAACAUGGCAAGUCCGUACAAGGAUCAUUGGUGAGAUAUGCUCUGCUCUCGUCUUCCUUCACUCUACCAAGCCUCAUCCAGUAAUCCAUGGUGAUCUCAAGCCUGCAAACAUCCUCCUUGAUGCCAAUUUGGUCAGCAAACUUAGUGAUUUUGGCAUCUCUUGCCUCCUAGUUAAAUCUAGCACAAUGUCCACAAGCCUCUACCAAACGACGAACCCAAGAGGCACUUUUGCCUACAUGGACCCUGAAUUUCUUACCACCGGGGAGCUAACAGCACGGUCUGACAUAUACUCUUUUGGUAUUGUCAUACUUCAGCUGGUAACUGGGAAACCAGCUUUAGGCAUUGGAAGGGCAGUGGAGGAUGCACUUGAGAAAGAUGAGUCGGAGCUCCUUCUUGAUCAGUCUGCUGGGGAGUGGCCAUUUGUGCAAGCCAAGAAGCUGAUGCUUCUUGGUCUUCAGUGUGCAGAGCUUAGCAGAAGAAGGCGACCUUAUCGUAUGAGUGAUGUGUGGUGCGUGAUUGAGCCCUUGGUAAAGUCAGCUUCGCUAUCAGCCACACCGGAGUCCUUUGGAUAUCGGUCCAUUGAGAAUCACACACCUUCAUGCUUCUUAUGUCCUAUUUCUCAGGAGGUCAUGAGGAAUCCACAUAUUGCCGCAGAUGGGUACACUUACGAAGCUGAGGUCAUAAAGGGAUGGCUCCACAGUGGACACAGCACGUCCCCAAUGACAAAAUUACCUCUGGCACACCAUCAUCUCAUGCCAAACCAUGCUCUUCAUUCUGCCAUAAAGGAGCACUUCAAGCGGAAUCAGCCACCAUCUUAAUUGGCUCUUUUUUUUAUGAUAACUUGCAGGAGAUCAGCGCAUCAUUGCAAAGAUGAAGCAUAUAACGGAUCACGAUUGUGUCCUUUCACCCUGAACUUCGUUAGCAUUGUGAUUCGAUAGUCUAUUCGUUUGUUCAGAAAUCUUCUCUCUGGAAUGUAGCGUAUCGCAACUUGCAAUGAAUUGUGCAUUUGUACAUAUGAGUGCUGUGCUUGGAACAAAAGUGUUCCAGGUUUCAAUCGGCAUUGAGGAUUGUGCUUGUUACAAACUCAGGAGGAACUGCAAGUAUGCAGCAGAAUAAAUAUGUCUAAUCUUAGCAUGUGUUUCAAUUCUUGGAGAUGAACCAUUUCAUGACAAA
This is a messenger RNA of Panicum virgatum (switchgrass), 3213 nucleotides long. Its product is annotated as U-box domain-containing protein 33-like. The record is from RefSeq and is a predicted model, not a curated record. Gene Ontology annotation, biological process: protein phosphorylation; protein ubiquitination. Gene Ontology annotation, molecular function: ubiquitin-protein transferase activity; protein kinase activity; ATP binding. The transcript is spliced from 9 exons. Lineage: Eukaryota; Viridiplantae; Streptophyta; Magnoliopsida; Poales; Poaceae. The coding region runs from base 66 to 2858 and encodes 930 amino acids.